Molecule: messenger RNA, 1473 nt
Organism: Colletotrichum abscissum
Lineage: Eukaryota; Fungi; Ascomycota; Sordariomycetes; Glomerellales; Glomerellaceae
Exons: 3
Coding region: 1-1473 (490 amino acids)
Source: RefSeq, a predicted model, not a curated record
AUGACUGCAACACCACCAGAGACUCAACAAUCUAUUGUCUUGUGGCUAUCUCGCAUCUUGCCGCCGGACCCCAAUACCGACGACCACGCCGUUGCUGACGCAAUCGUACUGGAGGCAUUCGCGAAGCGCCCGUCAACCUUGCCUUCGCGAUCCGAACACGUUGAGCCCCGACGGAAAAGGCCUCGACUGCUAGACUCUGCACAUGACCAUGACAUCGAAUCUUCGAUAUACGGCUUGAUCCCAACACCGCCCGCCACCGCCGUGUCCCGUAUGGAGCCAACGCCGGCUUCGCAAACCUCCGGGGAGAAGCGCGCUCUCGAAGAAGAUGGCGAUAAUGAAGGUGACAGCCCCAACACCACAAACGCUAAUCGUGGCGGACAACACAUCACUCGCGACGGCGAAACGAUGCCUCGUGCAGAUGACCACAUGCAUUUCCAAUCUGAGCCUCUUAUAUUUCAGGCGCACAUAAGCCAAGACAGCACUUCGGCCCCAAACACAGUUGCACCCUCCGUCGUUUCUCGCGCGCCGUCUCUACCCUCGCGGACUUCCUCGCCAACUAAGCAAAUGCGCUACGCUUCGCUUGACAUCACAGGAUACUCGAUCAAGAGCUUCUCUGCUGAUGCGGCGACAAUGCCCGCUUCGUUGACUCAAGUUGUCCUUCACCUUACCGACAUCCAGGAAAGAGUUGGUAUUGUACCGAAAUACUUAAAAGAUGAGCUCGCAAGCUACCGUGUUCGCGACUUUUCCUUCUACAAUCCCGAGUCCGUCGUCCGACGGUGGCAGUUUCCGACGGUGACAUUCGUCAGGAAAACCAUGGAGCGGGCCAUACAAUGCGCUGUCUCCAGAGAGCUUGAGAGUUCUUGGAACCAGGAUGUACAUCGGCCUCUUCUUGACUGGGUCUUCCGCCCCGAUUCAGGUCACUCUGCGGUGGACUUUCGAUACUGCAAUGCUGCCUCCAUUAUUCCUCGCUUCAGGCCCAAGACUGUCCCGUCCAAGAUGGUGGACUAUUGCAUUCACGUCGUUCCAACUACGGAAGAGAGAACUCGUAUUGACCGACUUUGCACCACCAGACCGGCGGCUUCAAUCAACCAUACUGACUGGGGCAAUCUGAGCAGCGACCCUAUUGCCCUCUCUGUUGAGACCAAGCGCGAUGGUGAGGGUUUAGAACAGGCACUCUCGCAGAUUGGCACUUGGCACGCGGCUCAGUGGCGAAGCCUAUUGCUUGAGAAACAGCAACCCCCUACAGAUAUUGACUUCCUACCAGCCUUCAUCGCCCAGGGCCAUUCAUGGUACUUUGUCGCCACUACGCGUCAUGAUUCAGGCCAAGCGUGGCUUUACACCAAGAUGGAGGUAGGAACCACCGAAACGCUGAUCGGUACAUUCCAGAUACUGGCCGCUCUGCAGUACUUCAAGUGUUGGAUAGAGGAUAGUUACUGGCCCGCAUUCCGGAGAUACAUGCUGGCUCUGGGCUGA